CCAGCAGCCCCUGUCCUGGAUGGGGUGUUGAGCUCCUAGGCUGGGGGCACAGCCUGGGAUGUGAGGUGUGAGGGUGCACAUGGAGCCCCCGUGCUGCGAGCAGAGGGCUGCCAAGGUGUCUCUGGCUGAGGUCCUGAGGUGCUUCGAGCACCCCAUAAGCGAGGGGCAAGCCUGGGCGCUUUGCUUUCAGUGCUGCUGCAAGAUGAAGCAGUUGGCGCAGGGGUUGUCCCCGUCGCUCCAUUCCGUGUUCAUAAAAGGCCCGGGGAGCAUUUUUAUUCACGCUGAUGGCACUGCUUCCUUCAGGGUGUACCAUAAGUCUGAUGUUGGCAGCAUUCAGCAGUCAGAGGACAAGCUGCUGGAGUACUUGGGAGUGGUGAUCUAUGAAGCCCUGGACUGGGGAAUCGACAGCCAAGUGGAGCGAGAACUGAGUGAGCCCCUGGAGAAGCUGCUCUGCCUUAUGUUGAAGCUGGAUGAUGAGGCAAUGAAGCCAGCGGUCACCCUGCAGGAUGUUAUCCAGGCCUGUGAGGAGCGCUUGUCUGUGCCUUCUGAGGCUAAGAGCCAUUAUGAAAUGACCUGUAGGAGUCUUUUUACUGAAUUUAUGGAACUUCAGAAGCUUGUGUCCAUCAUCCAGACCUCCAAAGAGAGUCUGAGAAAAAUGGAUGUUGAAGAUUUGCUGGAAACCCCCCUGCAGAAGAAGGAAAAACAGAGGGCACCCCUGUGGCCCAGCAUCAUCUGUGAGCUGCAGGCUGGGGUGAGGCUGCGCAAGGCCACCGAGCGACUGCAGUGCCCUGCCCCGCUCAAAGAGCGUGCCUGCUCCCCCUAUGAACGACUUCUGGAUGACAUUCAGCACAGGAGGUACAACCUUCGGAAGGUGAUCGUCGAGCAAAAACGCAGGACCCCCAGUGAUGAUGUAGCUGCUCCCAAGCCUCAUCUGAAACCUGUGCUGCAGAGGAAGCUGAGAGAGUGCGUGCCACAGGAGUCCAGGUGGCACCAACAGCUCCUGGCAGAAACAAAGCGACCCCAGACGCCGCAGCCAUCCACAGCAAGGGAAAGCGGGGGCAGGCCCACAGAAAUGCCUGUGAUGCCUAAAAUCGCCUUGAGAUCUCCAAGUGAUCGUUUCUUAACAUUUCAAUAUGCCAGUCCAGAGUUUAAAACUGUCAGUGCUGUAGCACAGGAGCUGGGACCAGAAGUUCAGGAGCCUACUCCCAAGCUGUCCUCCAGCACCCACCUUGCCUCAGCCAGGUCAUCAGUGUCCUGCAAGAGCACAGGUCUCACUGCAGAUUGUACACGUCCUCCCGUGAGUGCACCCAUGCUGGCAGACAUCAAAUCUGAGUGUUCCCUGAACGCUGGCCAACAGCAGCUGCCUCCUUACAGAGCAAGAUCCAAAUCUUUAGAGAGUGGCCUUCAAAGCAGGGAACGUGACCAUCACCUUCCUAACAUGUGGCCAUCACCAACCAUUGCUGAACUGAUCGGAACCAGAUACACAAUGAGAGUGCUGGAAGGGGAAGGCGUCUCCCAGGGAGGCAGUGAUGGUGCCUCUUCAAGAGGAAAGAUCUGUUUCAGCUGCCGUAAGCAGAUGUUUCUGAAGUGGCCUUACAGCUGUUACCUCUGCAGCAGUGUCGUCUGCUGUGACUGCUGCAUCAAGAUGUCCGUGCCCUUCAGAACGUGUGUUCAUCUCCCACUCCACUUCUUAAAACUUGUGAGGCUCUCCAGAGAGGAAGACCCAGCUACACAGGAGAGGAAGAACUCGGAGUUGCUGCAUGAAGUAGAGCACUGGGAGUGUUCUAGUGUGCCUGUUAUUUUGGAGCCCCAUUGCCUAGCACGGCCUCUGUGCUGUUACUCGAGGACCAUGGUGAACUGGCUGACUGCAGACCUCUGCACCCAGUGUGAGCAGUAUCUGCUGAGCGUGGCUUCCAACCAACAGCAGAACAUCCCACUCAGGAGAACUUCACAGUCUUGGACUAAACUGGAAUGACUGCCAUGCAUUUCUCCUGUCACUUGUUCUGUACCUGAAUAAUUUAAACAGCUUUAUGCACUUUCUGACAUAAAGGCCUGAAUAAAAGACUUCCCUGCUGCUUAGUCUAAGCAGGAAGCACAGUUAGUAUUUAUGUAUCGCGAAGUGUUAUAAAACAUUGUGGUUUUUAGAACUGUUUUAAUUCUUUUAUGUGUCUUUGGGGAAAAUAAAUGUUGAAGCACUAUCACGCCUCUAGCAUUUCCUCGUUUGCACCUGCAGUUGUCAUUUUGUGGCACUGUUUGCAUUCCUUGCUAAGCUGACUUUCCCUAUAUUCAUGGCAUAGGGCAAACUUUUAAGCUAAAACCUCUAUUUCAUUUUGCAAACACUUAUUCUUCCCUGAUAGCUCACUGCAAAGCACCCGAACUCACUGCUGUGAUGAAUGUAACACUAGUGAAGGCUGUCAGGCAGCCUGCUCCAGCUGUUUGCUCAGGAAUUGCUCUUGAUUUCUUUUGUGUGUGUGUGCUAGCUGUGCUUUGCCAGCAGAGCUCUUCACGGCACUAGUCGAUCUCAGUGCCAUCAUCACCUGAGGGAGGGUGGCUGUUUUCUAGGGGAUCUUGCUUUUUGUAUUGGUCUACAGCUUUGCCCUAAGCUAAACUGGACUAUUGCAACCUGUGUGACACUGGAACAAUAAAGAACACUUUGGUAAA
Anas platyrhynchos (mallard) is the source of this 2661-nucleotide messenger RNA. RefSeq names its product protein spire homolog 1. Gene Ontology annotation, molecular function: microtubule binding; actin binding. Gene Ontology annotation, biological process: actin nucleation; actin filament polymerization; actin filament network formation. NCBI's taxonomy places the organism in Eukaryota, Metazoa, Chordata, Aves, Anseriformes, Anatidae. The record is from RefSeq and is a predicted model, not a curated record. Gene Ontology annotation, cellular component: cell cortex; cytoplasmic vesicle membrane.